Polyodon spathula (Mississippi paddlefish) is the source of this 1327-nucleotide messenger RNA. Its product is annotated as transmembrane protein 230-like. Gene Ontology annotation, biological process: synaptic vesicle transport. NCBI's taxonomy places the organism in Eukaryota, Metazoa, Chordata, Actinopteri, Acipenseriformes, Polyodontidae. Bases 175 to 534 code for a protein of 119 amino acids. Gene Ontology annotation, cellular component: synaptic vesicle; endomembrane system. The transcript has 4 exons. The record is from RefSeq and is a predicted model, not a curated record.
CGUGGUGUGUGUCAACGAGAGGCAGCCCGGAAGCGCGACCCCUUGGAAUUGUGCGUGUCGUGGAAACGCAGUAAAGUGAUUAAAGCGAGAUCUGAUUACCCGUGUGCAGCUCGGAGAGCGACUCGACACUGCUAACAGCAGACAGGCUCUGGUCGCUGCGUCGCUGUCUUGAUUAUGAUGCCGGCUCGCAGCAGUGUGUCCGCAGGGAUCCCCAGCAGUAAGGUGAAGUACUCCAAACUGGCAGACAGUGACGAGGGUUACAUCGACCUGCAGUUUAAGAAGACCCCCCCUAAGGUUCCCUACAAGGCCAUCGCCCUCGCUACCAUCCUCUUCCUCAUCGGCUCGCUGCUCAUCACCAUCGGGGCUCUGCUGCUGUCCGGGUACAUCAACGUCACGAACAAUGACCGGACCUGGCCCGUGCUCAUCAUUGGGAUUCUGGUUUUCCUGCCCGGGUUCUAUCAUCUGCGCAUCGCUUACUACGCCUCCAAGGGUUACCGUGGUUACUCCUACGAGGACAUCCCAGACUUCGACUGAGCGGCGCGCCCUCGACGCAGAGGCCGGCCGCGUCCACCGGACACUCUCACAGCGUUUUCAUUGAGCAAAGCGAUACGGGAGCCUGCAAGAGGCAGCGCCCGACGAGUGUUCUUUACCCUGAUAGUUCAUGCAAAGCGUUAUCUCAGUGAGCAGGGGUUCAAUUAGAGAGCAGCCCCGUGGAGAAAGAGCCCCCUCCUCCACUUCACAGUCCAGCGGAAAAAGAGAUCCAGCACAAAGAAGUCACAGCUCGUUAUAAUGAAGCAGAUGCACUGAUGUUGACAUUUGUAUUUGAGAGCUGAUGUGGUUCGAAUAUUGAUGAUAAUAAUAAUAAUAAUAAUAAUAAUAAUAAUAAUAAUAAUAAUAAUAAUAAUAAUGCUAAUUGCUAGUAAGAGAUUCUGUCCAGUCUGUGCUGACGCAGGAGUGUCUCUGGGUUGAUGUGCUUUCCCUGUGCGAUGCUUGUCCUGUGCAGAGUAGCUGCUUUUUCAUGCAUUUCUAAGCUGGCAGGAGUUGUUUUUUUUUGCCGGCUCUGUCUGCAGCUGCGGCCAGACGCUUUGCAUCACCCGGUCUGUAGAAUGAAUUCAUUUUGCUUCAUGAAGUCGAAUAAAAGCCGCUGAGUAACGUUAACACAUCGAAUUACACGCGGCUUUGCAGCUUCCCAUGUUACCCUCCAAAUACAUAUAACUGAGAAACGAGACGUUUCCAAAUCCAGCAGGAAAUACAGCACUGCCGUGCUGGCGUCUGGUUGACUUUUGUAAUCUCAUUUUGUAGUUUCUUUGAUUCCAGAUGUGAAAUA